Mesorhabditis spiculigera is the source of this 774-nucleotide messenger RNA. Lineage: Eukaryota; Metazoa; Nematoda; Chromadorea; Rhabditida; Rhabditidae. The record is from the annotation of a GenBank genome assembly.
AUGUUGGCGACGAGCGCUAAUGUCGAGCAACAGAUCGACGGGACGAGGAUUUUUGAAUACUGUCGUCACCUGGAGCGCCACGAAAUGCGACGACUCGAUGUGGAAGAGCUGCGCGACAUCGGCUCGAUCGACACCCGGGGACCGUUUUGGAGCUCUUCAGGCAUAGCCAAGAUGGUGCCUUCGAGGACGACAAAUUACGUGCCCACCAAUUAUCCUGAAGACGCAAAUGGAUUAGCGCGACUAGUCGCCGACUCUAUUCAUCAGUUCGAACAACAAAUGGUGAUCGACGCCCCGCACCGAGAGCAAAUUCUGGCAUCACGAGAAUAUAAAGAGAAGUUAGAAUCGGAGGUCGGCCCGUGGAGGGUCUUGUAUUGGCGCGGCGGUGGUUGGAAGGGAAUGACAAGCCUCGGACUCGAGCGAUUCCACCCCUGUAGUACUGUGAAGAUCCCGCACGGAUCUGUUGGGGUCUUGACUCACGUGCGGUUGCGCGCAAAUCAUUCUUGGGCAAAAGUGGAGCGGCACAUGUUGGAAAACGUGAGAGCUGCCAACUACGUAGACGAGUCUCAGAUGAGGGACUUCCACGCCCAGCAGCAGCAUUUCUCGGCAUUUCCUGCGCUUUCGACAGCGAUGGCUGCCGCCGGCCCCUCCACUUCUGGGUCAAAUAAUGGGGCCCACCCGAUGCUGCCGCCACAUGAUCUGAACGAGGGCGGCGAUAGCCGCGGCUACGGCCACUACUUCAACGCCAACCACGGUUAUGACCUCCACGACGAUUCG